AUCUUUAAAUUAAGUUAAUCGCAGUUACAGAGACAUGGCCAAAGUUGGAAUUGUUGGAAGUGGUUUGAUUGGAAAAAGUUGGGCGAUGUUAUUUGCUUCUGCUGGAUAUCAAGUUUUAAUAUAUGAUGUUGAUGAAGAUCAGCUCAGUAGAGCAAUCGAAUCUAUCGGAACUCAACUGGAUGAAUUUGAAAAGUCUGGAUUAUUGAGAGGAAAACUCAGUGCAAAAGAACAACUGAAGUUGAUAAAAACAUCAAGAAAUCUUGGUGAUGUUGUAGUAAAUUCCAAACAUGUUCAGGAAUGUGUAUAUGAAGAUUUGAGUUUGAAGCAAAAGGUGUUCAAGGAAAUAUGCAAGUAUUGCAAUAGUGAUGAAACAGUACUAUGCAGUUCAACGUCUUGUAUCAUGCCAUCAAAAUUGUUUGUUGGAUUGGAAAGAGUGUCACAAUGCAUUAUAGCCCAUCCAUGUAAUCCGCCGUCAUUGUGCCCGCUGACAGAGAUUGUGCCGCAUCCUGAAACAUCACAAGCUGUGAGGCAGCGCACUCGAGAUUUAAUGGAAGAAAUUGGCCAAGUUCCAGUUUUAUUAAACAAGGAAAUAGAUGGUUUUGCUCUGAAUCGAAUACAAUAUUCAGUCAUCAAUGAAUGCUGGAGAUUAGUACAGGGAGGGUAUAUGACAACAGAAGAUGUUGAUAAGGUAAUGACUGCUGGCAUGGGAAUGAGAUAUGCAUUCAUUGGACCAUUUGAAACUUGCCAUCUCAACGCUGAAGGUACUGUACAAUACAUGGAUAAAUAUGCUGAAGGUAUAAAAAGAGUUUCUUCGACAUUUGGCCCAACACCAGAGUAUGAUAAGGAUUCUGUUGCUAAAAUUAACCAGGAAAUUUGUCAGAAAGUCCCAGAUACGAGGGAACAACUUGAGCAAAGGCGUAAAUGGAGAGACAAUGGUCUCGCUGAGCUGGCUAAGCUGAAGAAGCAACUACCAGAGUAGCUGGUCAUAAUUGACUAUUGUCGGAAAAUAAAUUCGAUUCGCGAUAAAAUCUAAUUUUCGUAUUUCAAUUAAUGUUCAUUAUCAAAGUGCAAUAUAAAUAAUUAUUGAAUCA
Messenger RNA from Styela clava, 1091 nucleotides. The record is from RefSeq and is a predicted model, not a curated record. NCBI's taxonomy places the organism in Eukaryota, Metazoa, Chordata, Ascidiacea, Stolidobranchia, Styelidae.